Molecule: messenger RNA, 494 nt
Organism: Homo sapiens (human)
Lineage: Eukaryota; Metazoa; Chordata; Mammalia; Primates; Hominidae
Gene: H3C7
Product: H3 clustered histone 7
Exons: 1
Coding region: 31-441 (136 amino acids)
Cellular component (GO): chromosome; nucleus; nucleoplasm
Molecular function (GO): structural constituent of chromatin; protein heterodimerization activity; DNA binding
Source: RefSeq, marked reviewed
AGUUGUGACCAUUGCUUGAAACCCAUUCCUAUGGCACGCACGAAGCAAACAGCUCGUAAGUCCACUGGCGGCAAAGCCCCGCGCAAGCAGCUGGCCACUAAGGCGGCUCGCAAAAGCGCGCCAGCCACCGGUGGCGUGAAGAAGCCCCACCGCUACAGGCCUGGUACUGUCGCCCUCCGUGAAAUCCGCCGCUAUCAGAAAUCGACUGAGCUACUGAUUCGCAAGCUACCAUUCCAGCGUCUGGUACGUGAGAUCGCGCAGGACUUCAAGACCGACCUGCGCUUCCAGAGCUCGGCUGUGAUGGCGCUGCAGGAGGCCUGCGAGGCUUACCUGGUGGGGCUCUUUGAGGACACCAACCUGUGUGCUAUCCACGCCAAGCGAGUGACUAUCAUGCCCAAGGACAUCCAGCUCGCUCGCCGCAUUCGCGGAGAGAGGGCAUAAGUUGUACUGAGGGUGUGCGCCAACUUAAACCAAAGGCUCUUUUCAGAGCCACC